AUGGCAAAAAUGCCGAUGGAGUGGUUUGGUCAGCGUUGCCAGGCUCUCCUCUCGGCGUCUGACUCGGCGUUGCGCCAGGGAUACUUGACUUUGGCGCUGCUGAUGUAUGAUCUGGUUUUUUUUCUCCCCCCCCCCCUCCUCCAGAUUAUGAGUUUCUCUUUGCUAAUGUAUCCAGUGCUGAGAACCAUUGUCCUCCAUUUGCACUCUGCUGUUACUGGUAGCUAUAUUCCUGGAUCUCAUUCCAUUGCACUCGUCAAUUGCCCCAAUGAACAGACUGCUAGAGACAUUGCAAGGGCAAUUAUGGAGAGAAAAUUGGCUGCUUGCGUGAAUAUCCUGCCCAAGGCCUCAUCCAUGUAUAUUUGGAAUGGAGAGAUAGAGGAAACUACAGAGAUACUUCUGCUGAUGAAAACAAGGACCUCCAAAAUCAAUGAGUUGUCAGAAUAUAUCAGCUCCUUGCAUCCAUUCGCAAUCCCUGAAUUUAUCAGCCUGCUCAUUGACCAGGGGAACCCGGCCUAUUUAAAAUGGAUGGAGGAGAGUAUCCCGUAUGAUUAGCCGCCAUCAUCUAGAAGAUGCUUCUGGACAGACUUUCCCAAAGGACUUGUGGAUAUUGCCAGCUACCAUAGCAUGGCAGUCCUCUCUUUUCGCAGACAUGGUAAGGUGGAAAAGCUGAGAAUGCUCCGUUAGUGGUUCUGAGUUGCAUGAGAGCGGGAUCCUCUCUGGAAGAAACAGGAUCUUUGUGGUGCAACUUGCUCAGUCUUGCUGUUUCGGUUUAAUAUUUUGUGGCUAUAAUUCUCCAAAGAAAGUAGCUGUACAAGAA
Molecule: messenger RNA, 817 nt
Organism: Lacerta agilis (Sand lizard)
Lineage: Eukaryota; Metazoa; Chordata; Lepidosauria; Squamata; Lacertidae
Product: protein CutA homolog
Exons: 6
Coding region: 1-552 (183 amino acids)
Biological process (GO): response to metal ion
Molecular function (GO): copper ion binding
Source: RefSeq, a predicted model, not a curated record